CGGGCAACGGCCAGUAGUAGUAUAUAACUGAUAUUGGCAGAUGCGAAACCGAAAGCCGCUUUAUUUCAAUUUUCGAUUUAUUUGUUUAUUUUUCUUUCGCGAAAAGGAAACAUUCUUCAAGGACUAUCGUCAUACAAAUUAUGUAUCCAUGAUGACGGACACGGGGUCGACAAGUGAUGUCACCGCCAGUGGAAUAACGCAUAUUAAAAAAGAAAUGGAUUCUAGCUUUCCGGAAUGUUCACCGUCGAAUAGUGAAAUGUACUCGCCAACUACUACGACAAUGAUACACGACAGUGGGAUUGAUUUUGCGACCGAGUCUGGGAAUCAAUACGAAGCAAAGUUACGAUCAUCCAGCAGCCCAGAAAGACAAUAUUGUUCAUCGACCACCCAACCGCAUACCGAAUCUGGCAUCAGUUCAAUAGAAAAUGGCAUGAAAGAAGAAGAUUCGCCACGUAGAUUAUGUCUUGUUUGCGGAGAUGUUGCAUCUGGAUUUCAUUAUGGUGUGGCCUCCUGCGAAGCAUGUAAAGCAUUUUUUAAACGGACAAUACAAGGUAAUAUCGAAUACACCUGUCCUGCAAAUGGAGAAUGCGAAAUAAAUAAAAGGAGAAGAAAAGCCUGUCAAGCAUGCCGAUUUCGCAAGUGUCUACGAUCCGGCAUGUUAAAAGAAGGCGUAAGACUGGACCGGGUGCGAGGGGGUAGGCAAAAAUAUAGGCGUAAUCCCGAGAUGCCCUACCAAAUUCAGGUGAUAUCCACACAAAGGCCAUCCGUAUCACUGGACGAUAUCAAAAUGUUGGAAGUAUUAGCACAAUGCGAACCAGACUUAUUAGAUAUAAAUACGACGUUAGAAAAUAUGAAAAACCGAUCACUGUCCAUUUUGAGCGACCUAUACGACAGAGAACUGGUCGGUAUAAUUGGCUGGGCGAAACAGAUACCCGGCUUCACGGAGUUGUCUCUCAAUGAUCAGAUGCGACUAUUACAGAGUACUUGGGCGGAAAUUCUCACGUUGACUCUCGCACAUAGAAGUUUGCAAUUAUUAGGAUUAGGUAGACUGAAAUUUGCGACGGAUUUCACUUUGGAUGAACGUCAGUCGCGUGAUUGUGGAGCAGCUGAUUUAUAUUUUACGUGUUGUCAUGUCGUGGAAAGGUUAGACAACAUUAGCAUUUUAAAAGAAGAGUACUAUCUAUUAAAAGCGUUAAUUUUAGCCAAUUCUGAUGUACAAUUGGUCGAAUCUAAUGCUUUAAAGAAAUUUAGAGAUUCUAUUUUAGUUGCAUUAUCGGAUACUGUUUCUAUAUUAAGGUAAGAAUCCAUCACUAUU
Molecule: messenger RNA, 1315 nt
Organism: Photinus pyralis (common eastern firefly)
Lineage: Eukaryota; Metazoa; Arthropoda; Insecta; Coleoptera; Lampyridae
Product: steroid hormone receptor ERR2-like
Exons: 7
Coding region: 41-1300 (419 amino acids)
Biological process (GO): regulation of DNA-templated transcription
Molecular function (GO): DNA-binding transcription factor activity; zinc ion binding; sequence-specific DNA binding
Source: RefSeq, a predicted model, not a curated record